Molecule: messenger RNA, 1506 nt
Organism: Lizanozyma spartinae
Lineage: Eukaryota; Fungi; Ascomycota; Pichiomycetes; Serinales; Debaryomycetaceae
Gene: ZWF1
Product: glucose-6-phosphate dehydrogenase
Exons: 1
Coding region: 1-1506 (501 amino acids)
Biological process (GO): glucose metabolic process; pentose-phosphate shunt, oxidative branch
Cellular component (GO): cytosol
Molecular function (GO): glucose-6-phosphate dehydrogenase activity; NADP binding
Source: RefSeq, a predicted model, not a curated record
AUGGCUGAACCCUUUGGAGAUCGAGUUUCUUUGGUUGUGUUUGGAGCAUCAGGAGAUUUGGCUAAAAAGAAGACAUUUCCUGCUCUCUUUGGACUUUUCAGAGAAGGACAAUUGCCAUCAACGGUGCAAAUUGUCGGAUAUGCCAGAAGCAAUUUGAGUGAUGAAGAAUUCAAAGACAGAAUCAGACCCAACUUGAAGCUCAGAAAUGCCGACAAAUCCAAGAUUGACGAGUUCUUAAGCUUAUGUUCAUAUAUGCAUGGCCCAUAUGAUGAAGACUCUGGGUACGUGGAAUUGUUGGACAAAUGUGUUGCCUAUGAGAAGAAACAUAAUGUCGCAGUUCCCGAACGGUUAUUUUAUUUGGCGUUACCUCCCAGUGCAUUUGCUACUGUGUGUCGUUUCUUAAAGAAACACUUGAACUCCGAGUCUGGACUCAAGACCCGGGUGAUUGUCGAGAAGCCCUUUGGCAGAGACUUGCAAACCUUUAGAGAAUUGCAAGAGAACUUAUCACCGUUAUUUACCGAGGAUGAGUUGUACAGAAUUGACCACUAUUUGGGUAAGGAAAUGGUCAAGAACCUUUUGGUGUUAAGAUUUGGCAAUGAGUUUUUGGGGGCUGCCUGGAAUAAGAACCACAUCAAAUCCAUACAGAUAUCCUUUAAAGAGGCUUUUGGUACUCAAGGAAGAGGGGGGUAUUUUGAUACCAUUGGAAUCAUUAGGGAUGUGAUGCAAAACCAUAUGUUGCAGGUUUUCACGUUGCUUACUAUGGAAAGACCUGUUUCCUUUGAUCCGGAGGCUGUUAGAGAUGAAAAGGUCAAGGUUUUAAAAGCUGUUGAACCAAUUGACCCUAAGGAUGUUUUGUUGGGUCAGUAUAGUGCUUCGGAAGAUGGAAAGGAACCGGGAUAUUUGGACGAUGACACCGUUAAUAAGGAUUCUAAAUGUUUCACCUAUGCUGCUUUCGCUUUGCACAUCCAUAACGAAAGAUGGGAGGGGGUCCCUAUUGUCUUGAGAGCUGGUAAGGCUUUGGAUGAAUCCAAGGUGGAAAUUAGAAUCCAAUUCAAACCUGUAGCCAAGGGGAUGUUUAAGGAAAUCCAAAGAAAUGAAUUGGUGAUUAGAAUUCAACCAGACGAAGCCAUUUAUAUGAAGAUUAACUCCAAGAUUCCUGGUAUUUCCACUGAAACCUCUUUGACUGAUUUGGACUUGACUUAUUCAAAGAGAUACUCUGAUGAUUUCUGGAUUCCAGAAGCUUACGAAGCCUUGAUUAGAGAUUGCUAUUUGGGUAACCAUUCUAACUUUGUUAGAGAUGAUGAAUUGGAUAUUUCUUGGAAGCUUUUCACUCCAUUUUUGGAAGCUUUGGAAGCUGCGGAUGGUCCUAAACCAGAAUUGUAUUCUUAUGGUUCUAAAGGGCCCAAGGGGUUAAGAGAAUUCUUAGCUAGUCAUGGCUAUGUCUUUUCUGAUGAAGGAACUUAUCAAUGGCCUUUGACAACUCCAAAUGUUAAGGGUAAAAUUUAA